AUGGAAGACCAUGUGCUUAAAGGCUCUUCAACUGCUCAGUUGAACACAGAUAACGAUAACGGGUUAUUACUCUCACCAGAACGCAUGACUUCAUCAAUAGAUAGGAAAACCAUGAAAAGUUCAUUGAAAAGAAGACUAGAUAAUUCAAAAAGGAGCAAAGAGGAAGAUGAUUCAAAUGCCAUCUCAACUGUAAUUUCGUCACCUCUCUUAAAGCCGACACCUCCCACAGUUUCCAACAGCUUGGUGAACUUAUACCCAUAUUUGAUUGUAGCUAAUGAUAUCCUAAGCAUAUUGACCUGGACAAACGAUAAUAUGACAAUCAAUUUUGUGAUAAUGUUAUGCUAUACAAUAAUUGUUUCUUAUUUUCAAUUCUUAUCCAAAUAUUUUAGUCACAUCCUGGUUAUCGGCAUCAUUGGUAUUUAUUCAUUAAUAGGGAAAUCUGUGAAUGACACAGUAGAAUCACAUCCAACCUUAGAUGAUAUCAUACAAGUAAUCACUUUAGUCACUAAGAAAUCAAAUUUGAUCCUGGAGCCAAUCGAUAUUUUGACUUUGCAAGAUAUCAAAAGAUUAUUCUUUACAACCGUCUUCUUAUCACCCAUUUACAUAAUAUUGACAUUAUUCAUUUUGACUCCAAAACAAUUGUUAUUAGGAGGAGGCAUAUACGUUUUAGGGUAUCAUUCACCAUGGUUUAGACGUAUCAGAAGUUUAUUAUGGGAAUUCAAGAUGUUUAGAGUAUUCAUCUUUUAUAUCACUGGAUUGGAUCUUUCUAACGGUAUCCAAAGACAUAAUAAAUUGUUUGCCCAAAAAGUUCAUGCAAAAUGGGAAGCAAGAAGUAGAAGUAAAAGUAAAAAUAAACUACAAAACGAUAGCGUUUCGAAUAUAGGAGAAACAGUUGAAUUUACAUAUGUAAUUUUUGAAAAUCAACGGAAAUGGUUGGGAAUUGGUUGGACAUCAAGUAUGCUCAGUUACGAGAGAUCAUCUUGGACUGACGAAUUCUUAAAUCAAGUACCUGAUAUAACACAUUUUAAAUUACCAAGAGAGGAUAGUGUUGGAAUGACUUGGGAAUGGGUGGAUGAUAAUUGGAAUUUGGAUCUCACAAAUAAUGGUUCAAUCCAAUUGAAUAGUAAAAAUCCUAAAUUUGUUACAAAUCCAAACAUCAAUGAAGGAUAUAUAUAUUUUGAUAACACGUGGAAAAAUCCAUCAACGGACGAUACCUUUGGUAAAUAUACUAGAAGGAGAAGAUGGGUAAGAAGGGCAGUAUUGAUUAAUAUGAAAACACCAAACUAUAAUACUAUACUACCGUGUAUUGAUACCGAAGGACAGAAUCCGGUAAAAAUUGAAAAUUUGGUAGACGAUAAGCAGGUUAGAAACCGCGAUCGAAAAGUUUCAUUUAGUGAAAUUAAGAAUAUUAGAAUUAUUCCGCAAGAUGAGAAAGGACUUCUGGAUAUUCCUUAUGAAGAAGGGUUAGAAAAUGCGUUCAAAAAGGAAGACAUUACACUGACAACAGAUUGA
Molecule: messenger RNA, 1512 nt
Organism: Naumovozyma dairenensis CBS 421
Lineage: Eukaryota; Fungi; Ascomycota; Saccharomycetes; Saccharomycetales; Saccharomycetaceae
Gene: PEX31
Product: peroxisome biogenesis protein
Exons: 1
Coding region: 1-1512 (503 amino acids)
Biological process (GO): peroxisome organization
Cellular component (GO): peroxisomal membrane
Source: RefSeq, a predicted model, not a curated record